AUGCCUCCAGCUCCAGAGAACCAGGAACCCAAGGUGCCUGAAGCUCCAGCCCAAGAGCCCCCAGCUCCAGCCCAAGAGCGUCCAGCAUGGAUUCAUACUGCCCCAACAUGGAUCAAGAUGCCACCAGCUCCAGUGAGCCAGGAAGUUCAGGAACCCAAGGUGCCUGAAGCUCCAGCCCAAGAGCCCCCAGCAUGGGCCCAGUUGCGUCCAGCAUGGAUCAUGCCUCCAGCUCCAGUGAACCAGGAACCCAAGGUGCCUGAAGCUCCAGCCCAAGAGCCCCCUGCAUGGGCCCAGUUGCGUCCAGCAUGGAUCAUGCCUCCAGCUCAAGUGAACCAGGAACCCAAGGUGCCUGAGGCUCCAGCCCAAGAGCCCCCAGCAUGGGCCCAAAUGCACCCAACAGGGAUCAUGCCUCCAGCUCCAGUGAACCAGGAACACAAGGUGCCAGAAGCUCCAGCCCAAAAGCCCCCAACGCUGGCCCAGAAACUCCCACAACAGAAUAAGCCUCCAGUGAGCCAGGCACCAGCCCAAACGCCACAGUCUCCGAUGACUCCAAUAGACCCUGUUGGGGGUAGUUUUGGCAGCUCCUUCAUGGAGGGUGUCGGUGGAGAGGCUACCUCUAAUGGUGGUGCUACUGAGGGUCCUUCAUCAGGGCGAGAGCGCUACCUUGUUAUCACCGAGCCCUUGGGUUUUCAAACCCGCUACGUGGUGAAGUCCUUCAAUCGUUAUGUGCGAGGAAAAAAGAUCUAUUCCCAAACCACCUACAUCCCUCUAGAUUAUCAGCCUGCUCCUGAGCCUGCUCCUGUCCCCACUCUUCCUCUGCAAGAAGCCCAGGUGGUCCAAACUGUGAAGGCCACCCCUGCAAGAAAAGGAUAGGCUUGCCCAGUUGACCUUCUGUGGCUUUGGACUUCAAUCCACAUUGUGUAUCUGGGCCCUUGUUGCAUCGUGGCUUAAAAAUAAACUGAAACGUACAAAAUC
Molecule: messenger RNA, 975 nt
Organism: Sardina pilchardus (European sardine)
Lineage: Eukaryota; Metazoa; Chordata; Actinopteri; Clupeiformes; Clupeidae
Exons: 3
Coding region: 1-873 (290 amino acids)
Source: RefSeq, a predicted model, not a curated record